Hypanus sabinus (Atlantic stingray) is the source of this 2669-nucleotide messenger RNA. RefSeq names its product ena/VASP-like protein. The record is from RefSeq and is a predicted model, not a curated record. Gene Ontology annotation, molecular function: profilin binding; actin binding; SH3 domain binding. The transcript has 14 exons. Lineage: Eukaryota; Metazoa; Chordata; Chondrichthyes; Myliobatiformes; Dasyatidae. Bases 147 to 1415 code for a protein of 422 amino acids. Gene Ontology annotation, biological process: positive regulation of actin filament polymerization; protein homotetramerization; actin polymerization or depolymerization. Gene Ontology annotation, cellular component: cytoskeleton.
UGCUUCAUUCUAGGGACCUGUCCAACUUGAAAAAUUAUGUAGCUUCGUCAGUAGUAAAUAAGUUACUGGAUUGUGUAUGAUAUUAAUUAGCUCCCAGUGACAGCCAUUGAUUGUAAGUAGAAAAGAAAAACUUAACUUCUUUCGAGAUGCCACCUGGUGAACAGAGCAUCUGCCAAGCACGUGCCUCGGUUAUGGUCUAUGAUGAUUCAAGCAAAAAAUGGAUUCCAGCCAAACCUGGACAACAAGGAUUCAGCAGAGUCAACAUCUAUCACAACACCUCCAAUAACACCUUCAGAGUUGUUGGAAUGAAAUUACAGGACCAGCAAGUUGUCAUAAAUUAUUCUAUCGUCAAGGGACUGAAAUAUAAUCAAGCUACACCUACAUUCCACCAAUGGCGUGAUGCCCGACAGGUAUACGGGUUGAAUUUUGCAAGCAAGGAAGAAGCCACAGCCUUUUCAAACGCAAUGGCAUAUGCUUUGAAUGUGCUAAGCGCACAAGAUGGAGGUCCUGCGGUGCAACGUCAAAUUCAGGUCCAGAAUGGGCCACCCCCUGAAGAUCAGGAAGCACAGCGAAGGCAAAUAAUGGAACAACGACAUGAGCAAAUGGAAAGAGAUCGACGGGCUUCCAUGUCUGCUCCCCCUGUUCUUCCUGGAGGACCCCAUACACAACCUACAUGCCCCCCACCACUUCCUGCUGGUGGUCCCCCACCACCUCCACCACCACCAGGGCCUCCACCAGCUUCUGGAGGUGGACCACCUCCUCCUCCUCCAUUGCCAGCUUGUGGAAGCCCUGGAGCUAGAGGUGAUGAGGGACACUCAGCCUCAGGACUAGCAGCAGCAAUCGCUGGGGCUAAACUAAGGAAAACUAGCCGGCCUGAGGAUGGUUCAGGAAGUUCAAGUCCUGGGGGAGUGUCAAAAUCUGACACCAAUCGAAACAGCUGUGGGGCAGCACCUUCUGGGGGAGGACUGAUGGAUGAAAUGAAUAAGUUACUAGCAAAACGGAGAAAAGCUGCCCAACAAACAGAUAAACCAAGUGACAAAAAAGAGGAGGAAAGCCAGAAUGAGGAUGCAAGCCUUUCACCUUCACCCAAUUCACGAGGACCUGGUUUGCAGAAUUCAACAGAUGCUGUUAAAAAGCCAUGGGAAAGGGCCAAUUCUGUCGAAAAGUCAGGAACGAUUUCAAGAAGUGCAUUAAUGAUGAGGAGUUCUGAAGCUAAGAAUAUUGUGCAGUCUCAUCUUUCAUCCUCUAGACUGAAACCUGGAAAUGUAACCUCUAACGAUGUGGCCACAGAUGCCUUAGAUUUUGAUCGAUUGAAGCAGGAAAUACUGGAAGAAGUGGUAAAGGAGUUGCAUAAGGUGAAAGAAGAGAUUAUAGAUGCCAUUAGACAAGAAUUGAGCAGAAUCAGUACAACGUAAUGAAUUUUGCACUUCAGAACGUGAGAAGUCCUCAAAGGGAUCUGGGAAGAUGAGAGAUGGCUGGCUCUAUGGAGGAUAAUGUGGAAGAUUGACUAGGAGAGAAGCUAUGCACUGAAUGUCACAGUUGCUUUCAAGCCCUUCAUUGAACAGUGGAUUCGACAUGCUGCCUUGGAUCUGCUUCACAUGAAAAGUCUUAAUAAUUUUCCAAAACAACAACAGAAACUCAAUGAUUUUUAAUACAACUUGUGAAUCUUAUUUUCUAGGUUUUACAGAAAAUUGCACAUCUGUUUUAUGUUAGCCUUUGUAUUUUUUAUUAGAUUAUUUAAAAGUUUACAUUACUUUUAGAUUGUGUUUUUAGAUAAGAGCUUAUACACACACACACACACACACAGAGACAGACACGCACACACACACAGACACAUACCACAAAUCUUUUGCUUUUUGUAGGUAAAUACUUCAGUUAUUACUACCAGUAGACAUUUCCACAGUAUUAUUAACUCUGUAUUGAAAAGUCUUUGCCAACAAAGAGAUCCUUUGUAACAUCACUGAAAAGGCAGAAACUUGUACUAGUUAUAAUAUGACAAAGUAAACUGAUUUCUCAACCAAUCUUUCAAAUCUUAUUAAAACAAGGUACGUCAAUACAAAGCAGUCUCUGUGUCCAUGUUAGAAUGCAGAUGGUAGAAAGUUAUUCAAAUUAUAAGACCAUAAGACAUAUGAUAUACGAGCAGAAUUAGGCCAUUCAGGCCAACAAGUCUGUUCUACCAUUCCAUCAUAGCUGAUUUAAUAUCCCUCUCAAGUGCAUUCUCCUACCUUUUCCCUGUAACCGUUAGUGCCCUGACCAAUCAAGAACCUAUCAAAUUCUGCUUUAAAUAUACUCAAUGACUUGACAUCCGCAGCAGUCCAUGGCAAAGAAUUACACAUACUCAUCAUCCUCUGGCUAAAGAAAUUCCUCUCAUCUCUGUUCUGAAUGGACAUCCCUCUAUUCUGAGACCGUGGCCUUUGGUUCCAGAGACACCCAGAACAGGAAUCAUACUUUCCACAUUCACUCUGUCUAGGCAUUUCAACAUUCAAUAGGCUGCAUUGCAAUUACCCCUCAUUCUUCUAUACGUCAAUGAGUACAGACCCAGAGCCAUCAAACGCUCCUCACAUGUUAACCCUUUCGUUGCUGGAAUCAUUCUCAUGAACCUGCUCUGUACCCUGUCUAAUGUCAGCACAUCUUUUUUCUUAAAUAAAGAGCCAAAACUGCUCACAAUA